AUGGGUUGGUUCACCUCCUUCCUCUAUUCCCAACUAUUCGUCACUCUCCCCAUCCCAACCCACAACUUCACAAACCAAACCAUAAUCAUAACCGGAUCCAACACCGGUCUCGGUCUCGAAGCCGCUCGUCACAUUUCCCGUCUGAACGCUCGUCUCCUCAUCCUCGCCGUGCGUUCUCCAACCAAAGGUCACGCCGCAAAAGCAUCCAUCCUAGCUAGUACCGGCCGUCCCGAAUCCAGCAUCGAAGUCUGGUCUCUAGAUAUGCAAUCUCCAUCUUCCAUUCAAGCUUUCUGCGCAAAAGUUAACAAACUCCCCAGAAUUGACGCCCUGCUUGCUAAUGCGGGGGUUAUCACGAAAUAUUUUAAGUUGGUGGAAGGAUAUGAAAGUACGGUUAUGACGAAUGUGAUGGGGACUUUUCUAUUAGCAUUGGGGAUAUUACCGAAAUUGAAAGAGUCGGCGAAGGAAUUUGAUAUCCAGCCUAGAAUCUCAAUUGUAGCGUCAGAUUUACAUUGGAUCACCAAAUUCAAAGAAAGGAAAGAAGAGGAUAUUUUCAAAGCGUUAAAUGAUGAAAAAACAUCAGAAUUAGAUUUAGAAAGAUACUCCACGACCAAACUUCUCCAAGUCCUCAGCGUCCGCGAGCUAGCUCACAAACUUACUCGUGACUCCGAAUCUGUAUCUCCAUCUAUCAUUAUCAAUUGCAUGACUCCGGGAGCGUGCAAAUCCGAUUUCCAUCGCGAAGAUGAGGGGUUGGAGAAAUUCAAAAAAUGGGUCUUGAGUACUCUGAUUGCGCGGAGUACGGAAGUAGGGAGUCGAGCUUUGGUGGCGGGUAUUGCGGCGGGGGAGGAAAGUCACGGGGAGUAUAUGGCAGAUUGUUUGGUGGCUGAAACCGGUCCACUUGUGAGAGGACCCGAGGGUAUGAAGUUGCAGAAGAAGGUAUGGGAUCAAUUAGUGAGGGAACUGGAGACGAUCCAACCUGGGAUUUCCUCAAUCAUCUAG
Messenger RNA from Botrytis porri, 996 nucleotides. RefSeq lists its product as uncharacterized. Bases 1 to 996 code for a protein of 331 amino acids. The transcript is spliced from 3 exons. NCBI's taxonomy places the organism in Eukaryota, Fungi, Ascomycota, Leotiomycetes, Helotiales, Sclerotiniaceae. The record is from RefSeq and is a predicted model, not a curated record.